UGAACACAACCUCGAAAGAAGUGCGAGAUGGCCGACGCAACAAGCGACGAUGGCGGUACUGAAGGGCUGGCCGCUGGCAAUGGACGUCCCAGUGGACCAGAGAAAGUAACGAUCCAGUUCACAGCCGUGGGCGGAGCCCCCAUCAUGAAACGCAGCAAGUUCACCGUGAACGGCAUCGAUCCCCUCAGUCAUGUGUACAUCUUUCUCCGAAAGCAACUUCGCCUGAAAGACGACGACGCGUUGUUUGUAUACUGCAACAACUCCUUCGCCCCCACUCCUGACCAACGAAUGUAUGAGCUCUUCGAGUGCUUUCAAGUGAACGGCGUGCUCGUGUUAAACUACAGUCGAUCUCAAGCCUGGGGUUAACACACACACAUUAAUCUAAAAUUCUAAAAAAAUACAAUUAGUUUU
Messenger RNA from Aphanomyces astaci, 411 nucleotides. RefSeq lists its product as hypothetical. The coding region runs from base 28 to 366 and encodes 112 amino acids. NCBI's taxonomy places the organism in Eukaryota, Oomycota, Saprolegniomycetes, Saprolegniales, Verrucalvaceae. The record is from RefSeq and is a predicted model, not a curated record. Gene Ontology annotation, cellular component: phagophore assembly site membrane; Atg12-Atg5-Atg16 complex; cytoplasm. The transcript is spliced from 5 exons. Gene Ontology annotation, biological process: nucleophagy; C-terminal protein lipidation; autophagy of mitochondrion.